Molecule: messenger RNA, 4489 nt
Organism: Oncorhynchus tshawytscha (Chinook salmon)
Lineage: Eukaryota; Metazoa; Chordata; Actinopteri; Salmoniformes; Salmonidae
Gene: abi3bpb
Product: ABI family, member 3 (NESH) binding protein b
Exons: 24
Coding region: 127-2778 (883 amino acids)
Biological process (GO): extracellular matrix organization; positive regulation of cell-substrate adhesion
Molecular function (GO): protein binding
Source: RefSeq, a predicted model, not a curated record
UUCGUGGUCCGGUGGUCCUCUCCACUCCACAGUGUUUCCACGGAGCGCUGCACAACUCCUAAAUUGAGCUGCUACCUUAGUGAAGUUGUCCAGCAUCCCUGACCAGAGAGCUCUAUAGCAGGCACCAUGCUCCUCAAAGUCUCUCUCCUGCUCCUCUCCGGAUCCAUUCUCCUCAACUGCAUCCCUGCACAAAGGAUUAGAGUGAGAAGACAGAACAUGAAGGUUCGCAUCAACGCUACGGGCGACACCAUCGUGAUGAAGUUUGUCCGGCCCAACCCUGACACCAAGCUGGAGGGCUACAUCCUGGGCUACGGCAGCAGCAUGUUCUCUAAACAGUUCAUCCAGCUGCCUGAGAAUGGAGAGCCCUACGAGACUGAGAUAGAUGCUGAACCCAAGUAUCUUGUUGCUGUCCAGCCAAUCCCGAGCAACGAUGUAAAGAAACAAUGCACAGGAAAGGUCAACCUGGAGAAGCCACUCCACCUGGUUAUUGGCUCCGUCACCCCAACCUCUGUGCUGCUGUCCUGGGGAACCUUCCUGAAGACGCCCUACGAAGCAGGCAACAUCAUGAACGACUGUUUGGAAGACGGACACUACACCGUCCGCUACAGGGAGAGGAACAGGAAGUGGAUCUACCAGACCUGCCCCACCAGCGACACUGUGGUUGACAACCUGAAGCCCGACACCCCAUAUGAGUUUGGGGUCCGCUCCAACAAAGACGAACGCAGCGGAAUCUGGAGCAAGCCUGUCAUUCACAAAACCAACAUGGGCGCAGGGUUGGACAAAAGUGUCCAGAAACCCUACAAGCACCGGACCCCUAUUGUGAAGCCAAUGAAACCACCCAUGUCCCGUGCACUUUUCCCACCUCGUCCAGCUAUUCACAAUAAGACUCAGCCUAGACUCCCUCUGACCAAAAACCAAGGUUUCCCAGGAGCUCCCAAGACAUCUUUUGCACCACCAGAGAGACACCUGGAAGCUAGACCUGACCCCCGCUCCAAUGAGCCUCAAUGGCCACAGUUCCCACUGGAUGGAGGAAACAGUAUUAGAAAUGCUUCCUCUCAUCUCGUGGACCUCCCUCCUGCCCCCCUCCAACUCCUGCCCACCAAAACCCCCAGUACCUCCUCUGCCACCCCUGUCCUUAACAACCCCUCUCCACCCGGUGAAAAGCAACAGGGAAAGACCCAACCCAGGGGACCUACUAGCGCCACAGUGAAGACACAUAACCCUUCCUCUGCUCUCAGCGAAUCACAGAAAGGAGCAUCACUGCUAACCCCCACCCUGGGCAGUGAGAAAGCCAAUAAUAACAACUUGGGUCAAGGCAGCCAGAGAAAUUUGAAACCCCAUGGCCCGGCCAUCACACUGAUAGCCAGGACCAUGAAGUCUCCUGCUGCCACAAACCCUCUCUUUCCCUUCACUGAUGGCUCAAGACAAGAUACCCCAUCCUCCUCCUCCUCUUCUUCCUCAUCCUCCUCCUCAUCCCUUCUUCACAGGUCUAAUAACUCAUCACAGACCUCCGGAACAACAGGGGCCAAUGGUAAGCAUCACAAAGGAACCGGCCUCCCCAAACCAGUCGUUUGGAACAGACUGAGAAUGGCAAACACAAACAACUCGCUGUUGGAGGACAUAAACCCUGAUGUUUUGGGCCGUUCAGGCUUCUCUUCCAUUGAGGACCAGUUCUAUGGAUCUCGUCCAUCCAUUCCUGUCAACAAAAAGACCAACCUGGUUGGCAAACCUGGUGAUAUGAACAAGCUGAAUGUCUUGAAGCAAACAGACAAGGCCUCCAUUUUGAAGAAGUUUCCAUCAGUGACGACUAAACCUGCCAAGCAAGACCACAGACACACAACAACGACUGCACCAUCAGCCAACGACAUCUGGUUUGAAACCUGGGAGAACUCCUCAUUAUUCAGCUCCCUACCAGCCUCUGACGUGGACGCAUUGGGAAAGAAACGUUUCGUUGCACCCCAUGUAGUCUACAAGACGGACAAGAAACCAGACGAGCCUUGUUCCAUCACCACCUCUCUCAGCUACUUCCCAGAGGAGGAGGGCGGGGAGACAAACGUGACAGCCCCGCCCAAGUCUCCGCCCUACAACCUCACCGUGGUAACGGUGGAGGGAUGCCCCUCCUUCAUCAUUCUAGACUGGGAAAAGACAGACAACGACACCACAGAAUAUGAGGUCAUCUCCACGACGAAGGGACCAGAUGGUACUCAGGUCUCCAUCCUGACCACCAACCAGACUCACACUGCAGUAGAGAACCUCAAACCCGAGAGCAGCUACGAGUUCAAGGUGAAACCCAAGAACGAGCUUGGAGAGGGGCCACCCAGUGAGCCUGUGUCCUUCAACACUGAAUCAGCGGACCCACGUGUGAGUGAGAAUGUCUCAGGAAAAGAUGCCAUCUGGACCCAGUUCCCCUUCAAGACAGACUCAUACUCGGAGUGCAAUGGCAAGCAGUACGUAAAAAGGACCUGGUACCGCAAGUUUGUGGGCAUCCAGCUCUGCAACUCCCUCCGAUACAAGAUAUAUCUGAGUGAUUCUCUCAACGGUAAAUUUUACAACAUUGGGGACCAGACUGGCCAUGGUGAGGACCACUGUCAGUUUGUAGACUCGUUCCUGGAUGGAAGGACAGGAAACCAAGUCAGGGCUGACCAGCUGCCAGCAAGAGAAGGGUAUUACAGGGCUAUGAGACAAGAGCCAGUCAACUUUGGUCAGAUAGGAGGGAACUCUCACGUCACCUACGUGUCAUGGUAUGAGUGUGGAACGGCCAUUCCUGGCAAAUGGUAGGACCCCCCCAAAGCUGUCUGUGGAGAAGGCCGAAGGAUAUACAGUACAUAUCAAACCGGCUGGGAAGGUGGCAGGAAGGGUCCUUCUACGCAUCCAAUCAGUCUCUGGAUGCUACAUAUCCCCAUCCAUCCGCCCCCAACCCCCAGCCAUGUAAAAACCUGUACAGGAUCUCCGGGUCAGGUUAAUAUAAUGUCCAUAUGUAAUAGCCUUAUCUUAUUUAUCAAACAUGACAAAAAGGCAAAGGGAUAAAAAGAACAUAGUAUGAGAUAAAUGGAGAAACUUCUAACUAACAGUGUGAGGUAACAAACAUACAGUAGGUAUCUUUUUUUUGUUUUAAUAAUGGGAAGCUGGCUCCCUGAAACUUAUUUUGAUAACGUGUAUAAUAUUAUUUAUCAAAGUGUUUGAUGCCAUGUUCCGAGUUCUAGGAAAUGGGUUAUAAUGCAACGCUUUUGCUGUACAGUACGAGUUGUAGAGUUUCAGACAACCUGCCGGAAUUUCAUGGUUUCAUUCAGUGACCGAUUCAUGGUGCAAGAAUUGUCCCAUAAUUUGGUCAGUCUUAGGGCUCUAUUCAAUCCGCUGAAGCUCAGCGUUGCAGCAUGAUUGAAAUUUAAAGGCAAUUUUCCCGAGUUAGCGGAGACUGCAUUCAUGGUAAACGCUGCAUAUGUCGGCUCAAUGGGAAAUGACCUUUACAUUUCCAUCACGCAAUCUGUAAUGCUUCAGCGAAACAAAUUGAAUCCAGCCCUAGUUCAAUAUACACCUUCAGAGAAGAUAAUGCUGUAAAUAUUAACAUGAAGUCCACUCUCACACAUAUCCACUAACCAGUGGAGGCUGCUGAGGGGAGGACGGCUCAUAAUAAUGGCUGGAACGGAGUGAAUGGAAUGGCAUUAAACAUAUGGAAACCAUGUAUUUGCUGUAUUUGAAAACAUUCCACUAAUUCCCCUCCAGUCAUUAUCACGAGCCCGUCCUCCCCAAUUAAAGUGCCACCAACCUCCUGUGCCAGUAGUUCAUUGUAUGAAUGUUGACCGAGCAAUGGCACAUGACGCACCUGCAUCUUCCCCUCGCAGUCACCUAAAACCAAAAAGGAAAAUAAGCACACAUGCAGAGGACGUCUCGCACCAAACCAAUACUUCUCCUUCAUUAGCCCUGAUAUAUGGGGUGGCUGUGCAUGGGAGGUCUUUACACUUGCAAUUUGCACAGCAUAAAUGUAUUUAUAUGUAUAUGGAGAGACAGUAUUUUUUCAACUAACUUUUUCAAAAGACACGUCCCUUAAAGCGAACGCUCAUACUUCACAGUGUUCCACUGGCAACAUUUUACAUCCUCUGAUACAACACGUUGUAUAUAUAUCAUGUUGGAAAAUAAGAGGGAUAUCUUUUCUUCUUAGUAGCCUUGAUAAAUGGUACAGAGAGGAGUCCUGUUGAAUGAUUUCUUAGUUUUGUACAAAAAUACAUUUUUGGCUCAAUGCGCUUGCAGAUCAGUGUUUUCAUACUUAUUUUUUAUGGAGAAUGUUUGUCAUAUGGAACUGUACUCUUGUUUUUGUAAACACACUUUCAUUUCUGUAUCUAUUUUCAAUAAUAAAAACAGAAGUUCUGUUACUUUUUUAUUUAAAAAAAUAUGUCCUUGCCAUUUUUCACUUUGGGUAACUCUAAGUGAUAGUGUUUUCCAGUUGAAGAAGCGUACAGGUGGAACUUGAAAAAUAAACUGCCUUCCUUAA